AUGGAUCCAUCAUUCCCAGAGCCCCACACCACCAGCCAAGAGUUGGACCCCACAGGUAUAGAUUUCAACCCUGUUGGCCAAGAUUAUUUCUCUGCUGGCUACGUGUACGACUUUCUGUACCAAGAACUGGACCUGGACUCUCUUCAUGAAGAUCUUUCCCAUUCCAUGCCAGGCACCAUGACGGUGACCUCAGCAAACACACAUGAAUCCCACCUGAGUGCUGAACCAGAGGAUCUCAGAGAAGCUGAACGAAAGGAGCUCAAAUCCGAGCUCACUAAAGUGGAAGAGGAAAUUAUAAUGCUACGCCACGCUCGGGCAGCCAAAGAAAGAUGUUGCAUGGAGCUCAAGAGGAAGCUGGGCCUCAUAGCCUUGGUGGGGCUAAGGCAGAAUCUGUCCAAAGGCUGGUCUCAUGUUCAAGUCUCCAGUGUUUACAUGAAACAAAAGACAUCAGCUGCCCUGUCCACCAUGGGUUCUGCCAUUUGCAGGAAGCUUGGAGACAUGAAGAAGUCAGCCACAUUCAGAUCUUUUGAAGGUCUGAUGGGGGCAAUCAAUCGAGUUGCGGGUGACAGAGAGUUUAGCAGUAACUGCCUUCCUUCUUCAGCUGGGAGUGGAGAUGAUUCGAUCCUAGCUUCAGGGAGUAGGGACGAUCCACUUCCACUUUCCAGGAGUGGGAAUGAUCCAGUUCAGUGGAAUGGAGUCCAUCUGGUUCCGAGGAGUAGAGAUGAUCUGGUUGCAGGCAGUGGGCAUGACCUGCUGCCCUUUCUGGAGCCGGAAUGA
Messenger RNA from Enhydra lutris kenyoni (northern sea otter), 777 nucleotides. It is a transcript of the gene TPD52L3, whose product is annotated as tumor protein D52 like 3. The record is from RefSeq and is a predicted model, not a curated record. NCBI's taxonomy places the organism in Eukaryota, Metazoa, Chordata, Mammalia, Carnivora, Mustelidae. Gene Ontology annotation, cellular component: cytoplasm.